Molecule: messenger RNA, 6924 nt
Organism: Sciurus carolinensis (gray squirrel)
Lineage: Eukaryota; Metazoa; Chordata; Mammalia; Rodentia; Sciuridae
Gene: Myof
Product: myoferlin
Exons: 55
Coding region: 184-6426 (2080 amino acids)
Biological process (GO): macrophage activation involved in immune response; negative regulation of phagocytosis; monocyte activation involved in immune response
Cellular component (GO): cytoplasmic vesicle; membrane; T-tubule
Molecular function (GO): calcium-dependent phospholipid binding; calcium ion binding
Source: RefSeq, a predicted model, not a curated record
CAACCUUCAGUAAAUAUUCCGUCAGAGGUCCACCCAUUUGCCGAUCCCCUUCCCUCUUCUCUGGGAGAAACCCUCCCUUCACUCUGGGAGACAAGUUCUCUCCCGGGCGGAGGGGCCGGAGCUCCAGCGCCCGCACCUUCCUGACUUCCUUUGCUGAAACUUACUUUCUGCCAACCAAGAGCCAUGCUCCGGGUGAUUGUGGAAUCUGCCAGUAACAUCCCUAAAACGAAAUUUGGGAAGCCGGAUCCCAUUGUUUCGGUAAUUUUUAAGGAUGAGAAAAAGAAAACAAAGAAAGUCGAUAAUGAACUCAACCCUGUUUGGAAUGAGAUUUUGGAGUUUGACCUGAGGGGUGUACCACUGGACUUUUCAUCUUCCCUUGGGAUCGUUGUGAAAGAUUUUGAGACAAUUGGACAAAAUAAAUUAAUUGGCACAGCAACCGUCUCCCUGAAGGACCUGUCUGGAGACCAGAGCAGAUCGCUACCCUACAAACUCAUUUCCCUGCUAAACGAAAAGGGACAAGACACGGGGGCCACCAUUGACUUGGUGAUCGGCUAUGAUCCACCUUCAGCUCCACAUCCAAGUGACCCAAGUGGAACCAGCAUGCCAGGCACAGGAGGAGAAGAGGAAGAAGACACAGGUGAUGAAGACAGGUUGAAUGGUAUGGUCAGGGCCCCGGGACCCCGGGCACCAGGCGGGACGGUUUCAGAAGCCCAGCUUGCUCGGAGACUCACCAAAGGAAAGAAUAGCCGGCGGAUGCUGUCCAACAAGCCACAGGACUUCCAGAUCCGAGUCAGAGUGAUUGAGGGUCGCCAGUUAAGUGGCAAUAACAUAAGGCCUGUGGUCAAAGUUCACAUCUGUGGCCAGACACACCGAACAAGAAUCAAGAGAGGGAACAAUCCAUUUUUUGAUGAGUUAUUUUUCUACAAUGUCCACAUAACCCCUUCUGAAUUGAUGGAUGAGAUCAUCAGCAUCCGGGUUUACAAUUCCCAUUCUUUGCGGGCAGAUUGUCUGAUGGGGGAAUUUAAGAUCGAUGUUGGAUUUGUUUAUGAUGAACCUGGUCAUGCUGUCAUGAGAAAAUGGCUUCUUCUCAAUGACCCUGAAGACACCAGCUCAGGUGCUAAAGGCUACAUGAAAGUCAGCAUGUUCGUCCUGGGAACUGGAGAUGAACCUCCCCCUGAGAAACAAGAUCGUGAUAACGACAGUGAUGAUGUGGAGAGCAAUUUGUUACUCCCUGCUGGCAUUGCCCUUCGGUGGGUGACCUUCCUGCUGAAAAUCUACCGAGCCGAGGAUAUCCCCCAGAUGGAUGAUGCCUUCUCACAGACGGUAAAGGAAAUAUUUGGUGGCACUGCAGAUAAGAAAAACCUUGUGGACCCUUUUGUAGAAGUUUCCUUUGCUGGGAAAAAGGUUUGCACAAAUAUAAUUGAGAAAAAUGCAAACCCAGAGUGGAAUCAAGUCGUCAAUCUUCAGAUCAAGUUUCCUUCAAUGUGUGAAAAAAUAAAACUAACAGUAUAUGACUGGGAUCGUCUCACCAAAAAUGAUGUAGUUGGGACAACAUAUCUAUACCUCUCUAAAAUUGCUGCAUCUGGUGGGGAAGUAGAAGAUUUCUCAUCUUCGGGAACUGGGUCUGCAUCAUACACAGCAAAUACGGGAGAAACAGAAGUGGGCUUUGUUCCGACAUUUGGACCAUGCUACCUGAACCUUUAUGGAAGCCCCAGAGAGUACACAGGAUUCCCAGACCCCUAUGAUGAGCUAAAUACUGGAAAGGGAGAAGGUGUUGCCUACAGAGGCAGGAUCUUGGUUGAAUUAAGCACUUUCCUUGAAAAGACACCACCGGAUAAAAAGCUUGAGCCCAUUUCAAAUGAUGACCUGCUGGUUGUUGAGAAAUAUCAGCGAAGGCGAAAGUACAGCCUAUCGGCUGUGUUCCAUUCAGCCACCAUGCUGCAAGAUGUUGGCGAGGCCAUCCAGUUUGAAGUCAGCAUUGGGAACUAUGGCAACAAGUUUGACGCGACCUGUAAACCUUUGGCAUCAACCACUCAAUACAGCCGUGCCAUAUUUGAUGGAAAUUACUAUUAUUACUUGCCGUGGGCCCACACAAAGCCAGUUGUUACCCUGACUUCAUACUGGGAGGAUAUUAGUCACCGACUAGAUGCAGUGAACACUCUCCUAGUCAUGGCAGAACGGCUGCAAUCCAACAUAGAGGCUCUAAAAUCAGGCACACAAGGAAAAAUUCCUGCAAACCAACUGGCUGAACUAUGGUUGAAGCUGAUAGAUGAAGUUAUAGAAGACACCAGAUACACCUUGCCCCUCACAGAAGGAAAAGCUAACGUCACAAUUCUUGAUACUCAGAUCCGAAAGUUGCGGUCCAGAUUUCUCUCCCAGAUACAUGAGGCAGCUGUAAGGAUGAGGUCUGAAGCCACAGAUGUGAAGUCCACAUUGUUAGAAAUUGAAGACUGGCUUGAUAAAUUAAUGCAACUCACUGAAGAGCCACAGAACAGCAUGCCUGAUAUUAUCAUCUGGAUGAUCCGAGGAGAAAAAAGACUGGCCUAUGCACGGAUUCCUGCACAUCGGGUUUUGUACUCCACCAGUGGUGAGAAUGCAUCUGGGAAAUACUGUGGGAAAACCCAGACCAUCCUUCUGAAGUACCCGCAGGAAAAAAGCAACGGACCCAAAGUGCCUGUGGAACUGCGGGUGAACAUCUGGCUGGGCUUAAGUGCUGUUGAGAAGAAGUUCAAUAGCUUCGCAGAAGGAACUUUCACUGUCUUUGCUGAAAUGUAUGAAAAUCAAGCUCUCAUGUUUGGAAAAUGGGGCACCUCUGGAUUGGUGGGACGUCAUAAAUUUUCUGAUGUCACAGGAAAAAUAAAACUAAAAAGGGAAUUCUUUCUGCCUCCAAAAGGCUGGGAAUGGGAAGGAGAGUGGAUAGUUGACCCUGAAAGAAGCUUGCUGACUGAAGCCGACGCAGGUCACACAGAGUUCACAGAUGAAGUCUACCAGAACGAGAGCCGUUACCCCGGGGGCGAGUGGAAGCCAGCCGAGGAUACAUACACUGACGCGAAUGGUGAAAAAGCAGCAUCCCCCCACGAGCUGACUUGUCCUCCAGGCUGGGAGUGGGAGGAUGAUGCGUGGGUAUAUGACAUAAAUCGAGCAGUGGAUGAGAAAGGUUGGGAGUAUGGCAUUACCAUUCCUCCUGAUAAUAAGCCCAAAUGCUGGGUUGCAGCAGAGAAAAUGUAUCACACUCAUAGACGGCGAAGGCUGAUCCGAAAACGCAAGAAAGAUUUAACGCAAACUGCUUCAAGUACUGCCAAGGCCAUGGAAGAAUUUGAAGACCGAGAAGGAUGGGAAUAUGCUUCUUUGAUUGGCUGGAAAUUUCACUGGCAACAGCGUAGUUCAGAUACUUUCCGCCGCAGACGCUGGAGGAGAAAAAUGGCUCCUUCAGAAACACAUGGUGCAGCUGCCAUCUUUAAACUUGAAGGCGCCCUUGGUGCAGACACCACUGAGGAUGGAGAUGAGAAGAGCAAUGAAAAGCAGAAGCACAGCGCCACCACUGUGUUUGGAGCAAACACUCCCAUUGUUUCGUGUAAUUUCGACAGAGUGUACAUCUACCAUCUGCGCUGCUACAUCUAUCAAGCAAGAAACCUCAUGGCUUUAGACAAGGAUAGUUUUUCAGAUCCAUAUGCUCAUGUCUCCUUCCUCCAUCGAAGCAAAACCACCGAGAUCAUCCACUCAACCCUGAAUCCCACAUGGGACCAAACAAUUAUAUUUGAUGAGAUUGAAAUCUACGGGGAACCCCAAACAGUUCUACAGGAUCCACCCAAAGUUAUCAUAGAACUUUUUGACAAUGACCAAGUGGGCAAAGAUGAAUUUUUAGGACGAAGCAUUUGCUCUCCUCUGGUGAAACUAAACUCAGAAAUGGAUGUCACACCUAAACUUCUCUGGCACCCAGUCAUGAAUGGAGAGAAGGCCUGUGGGGAUGUCCUUGUGACUGCAGAGCUGAUUCUGAGGGACAAGGACGGCUCCAACCUUCCCAUUCUUCCGUCUCAAAGGGCGCCAAACCUGUACAUGGUCCCCCAGGGUAUCAGGCCUGUGGUUCAGCUCACUGCUAUUGAGAUUCUAGCUUGGGGUUUAAGAAAUAUGAAAAACUACCAGAUGGCUUCUGUCACAUCCCCCAGUCUUGUUGUGGAGUGCGGAGGGGAAAGGGUAGAAUCUGUGGUGAUCAAAAACCUUAAGAAGACACCCAACUUUCCAAGUUCUGUUCUCUUCAUGAAAGUGUUCUUGCCCAAGGAGGAGUUGUACAUGCCUCCGCUGGUGAUCAAAGUUAUCGACCAUAGGCAGUUUGGGCGGAAACCAGUGGUGGGUCAGUGCACCAUUGACCACCUGGACCGUUUUCGCUGUGACCCUUAUGCCGGAAAGGAGGAUAUUGUGCCACAGCUAAAAGCCUCCCUUCUGUCUGCACCCCCCUGCCGGGAUGUCAUUGUUGAAAUAGAAGAUACCAAACCACUGUUGACUUCUAAGUGCUUAAGCAGUAUGUCAGCAGCACUCAGCAAAAUGGCUUCUCCAAGGACAGUGCAUCUGACGGAAAAGGAGGAAGAAAUUGUUGACUGGUGGAGUAAAUUUUAUGCUUCCUCUGGGGAACUUGAAAAAUGUGGACAGUAUAUCCAGAAAGGCUAUUCCAAACUCAAGAUAUAUGACUGUGAACUAGAGGAUGUAGCAGACUUCGAGGGCCUGACGGACUUCUCAGAUACUUUCAAGUUGUUCCGAGGCAAAUCAGAGGAGAAUGAAGAUCCUUCUGUGGUGGGAGAGUUUAAGGGCUCCUUUCGAAUCUACCCACUGUCGGAUGACCCCAGCGUGCCGGCCCCUCCCCGGCAGUUUCGGGAAUUACCUGACAGCGUUCCACAGGAAUGCACGGUUAGGAUUUACAUUGUUCGAGGCUUAGAGCUUCAGCCCCAGGACAACAAUGGCCUGUGUGACCCUUACAUAAAAAUAACACUGGGUAAAAAAGUAAUUGAAGACCGUGACCACUACAUUCCCAACACUCUCAACCCAGUUUUUGGCAGAAUGUAUGAACUGAGCUGCUACUUACCUCAAGAAAAAGACCUGAAAAUUUCUGUCUAUGAUUAUGACACCUUUACCCGUGAUGAAAAAGUAGGAGAAACGAUCAUUGAUCUGGAGAACCGCUUCCUGUCCCGGUUUGGGUCCCACUGUGGCAUUCCCGAGCAGUACUGUGUUUCUGGAGUAAAUACGUGGCGGGAUCAAUUGAAACCAACACAGUUGCUUCAAAAUGUAGCCCGAUUCAAAGGCUUCCCACCGCCCAUCCUUUCUGAAGAUGGAAGCAGAAUCAGAUAUGGAGGGAGAGAAUAUGGCUUGGAUGAAUUUGAAGCCAACAAAAUCCUGCACCAGCACCUCGGGGCCCCUGAAGAGCGCCUUGCCCUUCACAUCCUCAGGACUCAGGGGCUGGUCCCCGAGCACGUGGAAACAAGGACUUUGCACAGCACGUUCCAACCCAACAUUUCCCAGGGCAAACUUCAGAUGUGGGUGGAUGUUUUCCCCAAAAGUUUGGGGCCACCAGGCCCCCCUUUCAACAUCAUGCCACGAAAAGCCAAGAAAUACUACCUACGUGUGAUCAUCUGGAACACCAAGGAUGUUAUCUUGGAUGAGAAAAGCAUCACCGGAGAGGAAAUGAGUGACAUCUAUGUCAAAGGUUGGAUUCCUGGCAGUGAAGAAAACAAACAGAAAACAGAUGUCCAUUACCGGUCCUUGGAUGGUGAAGGGAAUUUUAACUGGAGAUUUGUGUUCCCAUUUGACUACCUCCCCGCUGAACAACUCUGUAUUGUUGCUAAAAAAGAGCAUUUCUGGAGUAUUGACCAAACAGAGUUUAGAGUUCCACCCCGGCUGAUCAUUCAGAUAUGGGACAAUGACAAGUUUUCACUGGAUGACUACUUGGGUUUCCUGGAACUUGAUUUGCAUCACACAAUCAUUCCAGCAAAAUCUUCGGAGAAAUGCAAUUUGGACAUGAUUCCAGACCUCAAGACCAUGAACCCCCUUAAAGCUAAGACCGCCUCACUCUUUGAACAGAAGUCCAUGAGAGGAUGGUGGCCAUGCUACGCAGAUAAAGAUGGCUCCCGGGUGAUGGCUGGGAAAGUCGAGAUGACAUUGGAGGUCCUCAACGAGAAGGAGGCCGACGAGAGGCCAGCCGGGAAAGGGCGGGAUGAACCCAACAUGAACCCCAAGCUGGACCCACCCAACCGACCCGAGACCUCCUUCCUCUGGUUCACAAACCCUUGCAAGACCAUGCGGUUCAUCGUGUGGCGCCGGUUUAAGUGGGUCAUUAUCGGCCUGCUCAUCCUGCUCAUCCUGCUGCUCUUCCUGGCUGUGCUCCUGUACUCCUUGCCGAACUAUUUAUCAAUGAAAAUCGUGAAGCCGAAUGUUUAAUAAAAAUGAAGACAACUUCUCAAGAGCCAUCCAGCAACGAGGGAAUCCUGUCCCCAUGGACCAAAUCUGCGUGUGAUUUGGUUCGUGUCAGAGGCUCCAGCCCAGCCGUGUGCUACACUACUUGACCACACUAAAUCCUGGAAAGUCAGGCCAGCAAACAACAUUUUUACCUUGUUACCUUUUGAGGUAUUAAAAGUUAUAUUUUCUAAAGUUUUGACCAUAUUUUUCAGAGUAUUUUUUCAAGGUGGCUGGUUCCAUUUUCUGUGUCCUCGAUUCCAUGAUUCAAGUUUUGAAAAUUGCUGGAAUGGAAUUUGGAAAUUUCUGUAUCUUGACAUCCUAUUCUUCAUAUCUGUAAUCAAGAAAAAAGACUGUGCAUUAUGUAAGCAGCUAGCAUAUAUAAUUCUUAUACCACAACCACUAGUAAGAUAUUUUGUAUGGAUAAACAUCAUGAGACUCUUCGAUCUCUGUGAUGAAUCAAAUAAAACUAUUUUACACAUA